This is a messenger RNA of Prorocentrum cordatum, 588 nucleotides long. NCBI's taxonomy places the organism in Eukaryota, Dinophyceae, Prorocentrales, Prorocentraceae. The record is from the annotation of a GenBank genome assembly.
AUGUUGUCCGAUCAGCAGCUCAAUGGCACCCCUGCGAACACUCCUGGCGCGACGUCGGGGCUCCCGACGCAGCCGCCGCCUGCUGGGACGGUUUCGCAGCCAGCCGCGGAGCUCGCCAUUGCCUUGACACAGGUCCUCGAAGGUGACGCUGCUCAACGUUCCAAGUCAGAUACCCGUGUGCAGCAGACAAUCGGUCGCUUGAAGGAGCUGAUUGCAACAUCGUUUCCGUCCUCAUCGAACAGCUUCCACGAGCAGCUGGAGCAGUCCGAGAUUUACAAGAAGCUGAAGGCAUCUCUGGCCUCGGUGUCCGACACGGUCCAGACCCAAGGCCAUACACCUUGGUGGAGCCAGCAGGUGAACCUGGCGACCCACACGAAGGCGUCCAUCCAGUUCGCGGACUGGUGGCGCGAGGUGGCCAAGACCAAGGGCUUGCCUCAGUGGCGUACUGAACUCCAGCACUUGGGCUGCUCCGCGGGUGACGUUAACGCGAUCAACCACGCGUUGACGAUCGGCGAGAUAAUCUUCGCGUGGCUCCUGGAGGAAGGCACUUGGCACGAGAGCGACCUUCAGAACAUUGUGAUCCAGUGA